This is a messenger RNA of Plasmodium gonderi, 498 nucleotides long. RefSeq names its product variable surface protein. The coding region runs from base 1 to 498 and encodes 165 amino acids. NCBI's taxonomy places the organism in Eukaryota, Apicomplexa, Aconoidasida, Haemosporida, Plasmodiidae. The record is from RefSeq and is a predicted model, not a curated record. The transcript has 3 exons.
AUGAUGGACAAUAAGACGGAGAGUAAAGAAUUAGAUUUUACUGGGAUAUUUCCAACUUGUACAGAAAAUUUUAUAUGGGAUAUAAAUGUCCAUAGAAGUAGUAAUACGCCUCAUCAUUUUACUGAAUUGUGUAGUAAUUUUAAGAAUGAUAUAACAGAAAAUGAUUCUAACAUUGAGAAUUUUAUUAAAUAUUGCCGAGUUCUUGGUUUAUAUUUAGAGCAUUUAGUUAAUAAUAAAUAUAGGUUGAACCAAGUAGCAUGUUGUAAAUAUUUUUAUUACAAGCUAAAAGAGUAUAUACUAGAUAAGUACCCGUGUACAUGUGAUGGAGCCCAAGAGUGUUAUAUGAAAAUGUCACAAAAAGAGGAUUUAAAUUCAAUACACAAAUAUCUGCAUGAUGCUUUAGCCAAACAUGCCGCAAAUCUCUUAUAUGAUAAUUGGAUAGCAGAGAUUAGUAUGAAAAUCAAUAGGACUGAUGCAGAAAUAAUAGCGAAUGGAUGA